This is a messenger RNA of Caenorhabditis auriculariae, 11124 nucleotides long. Lineage: Eukaryota; Metazoa; Nematoda; Chromadorea; Rhabditida; Rhabditidae. The record is from the annotation of a GenBank genome assembly.
AUGGCGACGAUUCGGCAACGCAUUGACACUACACACAGAGAUGCCAUUGUGAGUUUUUUUGUUAUAUAUAUAUAUCUAAUAGUUAAUAAUAUGGAUAGGAUAAAUAUAAAAAGUUAAAGAAAAAAAAAAUAAGUUUUUUUCGGGAAAAUUCCCUGUUUUUUCAUCGCUUUUAUAUAUACCUUUUCAUCAUUUUUUUUCGGAAAAUGAUGUAAUAUUUUUUUAAAAGUAUCUAAGAGUUUGAAAGAACUUUUUUUGGAAUUUAUUUCAUUGAAAAAAAUGGAAAAAGUGAUACUUUUCGUACUGUUUUGAAGUCUUGAAAAGCAUAUCAAAAAGAAAAAUGAAAUGGUUUUUUUUUCAACAAGGUCCUCGAAAAAUAAAUAUUUGAAACAGAGUAUGAAGGCUUUAUAAGCUUGGAAAGCGUUUCUAAAUAUUCUGAGGGACCAAGAAUCGGGAAAUAAAUGUAUUUACAGUUCAUAUAAAUCAAUUUACAGUAGAGAAAAAGGUCAAAAAGAUCAUUUUUUUUUAAGGAAAAACGGCUUUUAAUAGACUUUCUAGCUUUUUUUCAAAUGACCUUCUUGAAAAUGAAAAAAAUUGAAAAAAAGCCAGAAUAAGUUCGUUUUUUUCGAAAAAAAGGCGCUUUAUGGUCUUACGAGCUUUGCCAAUCAGUUUUAUUCCAUAUAUAAAAAAAUUUUUUUUUGCCACGGUAAAAUUUCUUUGAAUUUUAAAAAAAUGUUUAAAAAAAUGAUAAAAUUCGAAAGAAGCCUUUUCAAAGUCCAUAUAAGUUUCUAGACAGUUUAGAUAAGGUGAAAUUUUUUUUUACAUGACAAAGAUUGUCUUGGAGAUGAAGCAAAAAAAUGAAGUUUUUCUUUUUUUUUUUUUAAUUCGGUAUUACGAUAUCAUGAGCUGAUUUUAAAAGAAAGUCGUUUUUUUUUUCUGUAAAAAGGUUCCUUUUUAUGCUUUUAUGGACUUUUUCCAUCGAUUUCUAGAGGUAAAUUGGUUCAAAGUCUGGGAAAAAAGUUUGAAUUUCCGCCAAAAGCGCGUUUUGCAGUAAUGUUGCUCUAUAGACAAACCAAAUAUUUCAUCCAAUGAGAGGAAUUUAAAUAUUUUCCCAGCACGACGCCCAACUGAAUCUCUACGGGAGCCGCUUGGCGACUUGCGGAUCGGACCGACUCGUCAAAAUCUUCGAAGUCCGACCGAACGGCCAAUCUUUCCCGAUUGCCGAGUUAGCCGGCCAUUCGGGUCCCGUGUGGAAAGUUUCCUGGGCUCAUCCGAAGUUCGGUGGUCUCCUGGCCUCGGCUGCUUAUGAUAAGUAUGGAAAUAUUAGUUGAUUUCCAGAUUUUAAUGUUUUUUUGUUGAAGGAAAGUGAUAAUUUGGCAAGAGACGAGCGGCCGCUGGCACAAGUCCCAUGAAUGGGCAGCCCAUGAGGUCGGUAUUUUGAUUUUUGAAUGAUUCUUAUGUUUCAGAGAGCUUUUUUGACAAUCAAUCAAGUUUUAACAAAGUUUAUGGGAAGUUUAUGAGUGUAUUACUGUUUCUAACAUUGAAAAAUCAACUGCUGGUUGGAAAAUUGAAAAAUUUUCAGUAUUAAAAAGAUAAUUUCUUGAAAAAAGAAUCUUUUUUUCGACUAUAACUUCGUGUUCCUAACAGUAAAACUUUAAAUUUUGUGUCUUCUGUAUUUUUUUGGUUAGGUUUCAAUUUAUAAUUAGUUACUGUUUUUUUAAAGAGCAUCGGUUACGAAAAAAACUAAGUUUUGAGACAAAUUUAAGGGAAGUUUUAUGGGUUUUUUUACAUCAAAAAAAGUCAUCUGCAGUUUGAAAAAAAUUGAUAAUUUUUAGUAUUAAUAAUGAGUUUCUUGCUAAUUUUUCCUCGUCCUCAACUAAAUUUUGCUAUUUUCCAAGAAUUCGAGCAAAGGUCGAAAAAGGCUCUAUAGAAAUGUUCCUUUUUUGCUGUUUUUUUGCGCCAUUUUAUCGGCUGUUUAGCAUCAUUUUUGCUGCCUCUCCCUUUUCCACUUUUUCUUGAGCCUUUAAAAUCACAGAAAAAAUGAAAGGUUCGAUAAAGAAAUCCUUUUUGCUACCUUUCUGCGACCUUUUUUUGCCUCUCCCUUUUAAUGGCCCUUAUCCACCAUUCCGACUUUGAAGCUCCCAAAUCUUUAAGCAGACCAAAAUUGCAGCUCCCAAGUUUUUGAGCAGACCAAAACUGCAGCUCCCGAGUUUUUGAGCAGACCAAAAUUGCAGCUCCCAAAUCUUUAAGCAGACCAAAAUUGCAGCUCCCAAAUUUUUAAGCAGACCAAAAUUGCAGCUCCCAAAUUUUUAAGCAGACCAACUUGCAGCUCCCAAAUUUUUAAGCAGACCAAAAUUGCAGCUCCCAAAUUUUUAAGCAGACCAACUUGCAGCUCCCAAAUUUUUAAGCAGACCAAAAUUGCAGCUCCCAAAUUUUUAAGUAGACCAAAAUUGCAGCUCCUAAUUUUAUAAGCAGACCAAAAUUGCAGCUCCCAAAUUUUUAAGCAGACCAAAAUUGCAGCUCCCAAAUUUUCUAGCAGACCAAAAUUCAUCUUUCAAAAAGUUUAGAAGACUAAAUUGUACCCCCCAGAAGCUAAGCAGACCAAAAUCCAGCUACCGAAAUAUUUUGCGGAUUUCUGCGUUACAAAUUGGAACUUAUUCUUUUUUUUCCAUUUUUCAAAAUAAAACCGUAUUCUUCAGGCAAGCGCGACUUCCGUAGCCUUUGCCCCUUCCCAAUACGGCCUUAUCCUCGCUUCUUCGGCAGUUGAUGGCGAAAUAGGCCUUCUGGUUUACGACGCCGCCACGUCCCAGUGGACGUCUUCUAAGAUUUCCAAGGCUCAUGACCAGGUUUUCCCGGAAUAAUGAAGAUUUUUGAAAGAAAUGAUGAUUUAGGGCGUGAAUUCGGUGAGUUGGGCGCCGGCUUUGGUCGCCGCCGGCGGGGAAGAAACUCCCAAAAGGCUGGCUUCUGCGGGAAACGACAAAAAUGUCAAGAUUUGGGUGUGAGUUUUUUAAAAAUUAUGAUAGAAAAUUUUUUGCUUUUAAAUGGAAAAUUAGGGUGUGAUUUUUCAAAUUUCAUAGAACAAUGUUUUUUUCUUGUUACUUUAUGGUUUUCUUUGCUUUGGAAAAAUAGGAAAAAAAUAAAUCAGGGCUAAUUUGAGCUUAUUAUAAUAAUAUUCUAGCGACAAAAUGGAAUAAUUAUUGAUUUAUUUUGUUUCAAAUAGUACGAUUAUGUUGCCAAAAAAAGGGUUCUAUCAAGCUUCUCUUAUACAAAUUCAGAAAAAAACCUUUUUUUCAGUUUUUUUACUUGUAGUUUAAGGGCGCCUGACUUGAAAAAAAGGUAUUGAGAGAAAUAUUUUUUUCUGGAUCAGAAAUUUCAAGUCUUUGGGUUCAGCCAAAUUUCAUCAAAAAAUCAAGGCCGAAAAAAAUAUUUCCAUCUAUUUUUGAAGAGAAGGCGGAGAUUUCAUUGCAAGCUUCUCCCGUUCAAAUUCAUCAAAAAUUUUAGAACUUUCUUUCUAUUUUUUGUAUAGUAAGGCGCAUAACCAUACAUCGGCUGGAUCCCACCCCAGCCUUCUGCGCGAGAAAAAAAAUGUUUUAGCCCUGGCUAGCUUGGGACACUAAACAAUAGGGUCUCCUUCAGCCAGGCAAUCUCUCUUUUUUUUUUUUCACCGCCUCGGGACCUAAUUUUCGAUGACUUAUUUUAAACCAUUUUUUCCUGUCUUAGAACUAGUAGCUCAUAAGGUCUGCAGCAAAGUUUAUUCAAGAGCAUUCUUUUCAAAAUUGGUUUUUGAAGAGAGGGCGAGAACGGCGAAUGGCACUGCGAGAAGACCCUCCACGGCCACACGGACUUCGUGCGGGACGUCGCCUGGUGCCCUGUAGUCAAUCAUACCACGUAUACGCUUGUCAGCUGUGGAUUGGUGGGUUUCCGUAGUUGAAAUUUUGAAAAUAAACUUGUUUAGUUUCAUAGAAAGGUUUUCGAAUCAAUAAAAAGCUUGUUGGCUGUUGGUGGAUUUCUGUGGUUAUAUACCUGCUAUAAAUUUGAAAAAUCUAGCUGGAAAAAAAUACUUUUUUUCAAAAAAAUUAGUUGUGGAUGCUUUAAAAAGCCAAAAAUUUAGCUUGAGAGGUUCUGAAAAAAAUCUGAAAAUGAAAGUUAAAACACAACAAAUAUAGCUUGUAAUAACUUUAGAAUUCGAAAUUAAACAGUUCUUGAUUUUUAGGAGAAGCUUUAGAUUCAUUUCUUGUAAUCAUUGUCUUGUUUUGAACUCAAAAAUCAAGCUCGAAAGGUGCUGAAAGGCCCGUUGAAAGAGCUACAUUGAGAAAUUCGAGAAAAUGAGACGAAUCAGGUCGAAGAAGUCACUUAAGAACACUUACUAGCCCUUAAAACCCUUGAACUCUAUGAAAUUUGACGUUUUCAGGACGGAAAUUUGGUCCUCUACCGCACCAAGAACAUUACGUCAGGUGAAUGGACCGUGAAAUUGCUUGAAAAGGUUAUUUUUCAUUCAGUUCUAAAGAUGAAAUUUAAAUUUUAAAAUUUUUCAGUCAAAUGGAGCCCUGUUCCACGUGUCCUGGUCACCGUGUGGCGGAUUUUUUUGUCGGUUUCUGGCGAUGAUAAUACGGUGAAUAUUUUGUUUUUCUUGUUAAAACUUGUAAAGAGUGUCUAUAUAGAUAUAUGAGAAGGAGAAAUUUACCUUGAACUUUCAAAAAAAAAAGAAGAAAAAAGACGAAAGUGUUCGAAUUACAGUAUUAGAAUCGAUAGAAAGUUCUAUCUCUACUGAAAAAUAGGAAUGUCCAUGUUUUUUUUUUAGAAUAUCUCAAUUUUAUCGUAAUUUUUAAACAUCAUAACUUCUAAAUUUUUGUCCACGGAUUUUUUAAUUUUUCAGCUUGAAACGUUUAAUUCAAGACAGUAAGAAGCUUUUUUUUUGUUAAAAAUCAAAAUUUAUACUGAAAGAUCAUCUGUUCUGGGUGUUUCAUAGUGACAUUCUUACUCUUUUAAAACUUUUGAAGUCUUGUUUUUUUUCUUCAAAUUUUUGAUAUAACUUGAAAAAUUUGAAGUUGACUGUGAUUUUCUUGGCUUUUUGUUGAGGAAAAAGGCCUUGUUUUUUUGGAGAAUUUUAUGAUUUUUUUACUACUCAGUUUCAUCUGAAAAAUUAUUUUUACUUAUUUAGAAGUAGUUUUUGUGGUGUUUAUAAAAGCAUGAAAAAAUUUUAAAACAAUAUUUUUUUAAUGAGCACCUUCUGUACCUUUAAAAGUCUUAGAAGUUCGAUUUUUUUAAAUCUUUUUUUCUUUUUAUUCCUCAAUAAAUGAAUCUCGUACUGGUCAGAUAUUUUUUUCUUUUUCUCUAAAUUUUCGAUAUAAAUUGAAAUUCAAAUUUCCUGACGGGUUUUUUUCGGCUUUUUUUGUUAGAGAAAAAUACCUGGUUUUUUUGAUGAAUUUUAGGAUUCUUGUUUUUUUAAAUUUGAUCUGAAACUCUCACUAUCUGUUUAAAAUAUUUCUCUGGUUUUUAUAAAAGUAGAGAAAGAUUCAAUGAAGGUCUUGAGUUCCCAGUUUCAUUCCUUGACCCUUAGAAAACCCCUUGAACUUUUUUUUAAACAGAGUUUUUCCAUUUUCUUGAAUAAAUCGAUAAUUUUAUCUCUCAGAUAUUUUCUUUCAAUCAAUAAUUCGAUCUUUCCAGAUUUCGAUCUGGCGGGAAAAAUUUCCAAGGUCAAUGGACCAAGGUGGACCGGGACAACAAGGAAAAAGGACGGUUCUUUGCCCCCCAAAUCAACGAUAAUUUUUUUAAUAAUUUUAACCUAUUUUUCCUUCAUUUCUCUUGUAUCGAAAUAUUCUCCCAAUCUCCAUAAUUCCAAUUCUUCUAAUUUUCCCCCGAAAAUUGCUGUUUUUCGUCUCAUUCUCAUAUUUAUUCCUGUUUGCCGGUAUUUUUAUCGAUUUGUUUUUUCGUUUGAAAAAUGUGAUUCUGAACUUUAUUUUUGUGUAUUCUCCUUGGAGAAAAAUAAAAGGUGGACAAAUUUUUGGUUUUUCAAGGGAUUUGGGAUUAGUUUUGGGGAUUAUACUGCAUAUUGAUUUUGAGAGAUAAGCUGAAGGCUAGAAAUUUUUUUUUUUUACUCUGACUUCUGGAAAUUUUUCAUUUUUUUGAACAUAGACAGACCCUUUACGGGCCCUUUGAGCGUCUUUCUAUCUGUCUUUUUCCACCUUUUUGGACCCUUUUGAGAAACAAAAUAUUUUUUUAAAUUGAGAAGUAGUGAAUGUGUAUGAACCAAAAUGUGCUACAGUAAUACAAAAAUCAUCAAUGGCCGAGACUUUUGGCACCCUUUUUGCACCCUUUUUUCACCCUUUUGCACCCUUUUUGCACCCUUUUUGAGCCUUUUUUUCACUCUUUUUUAAUUUUUUUUAAAGCUUUUUUCACCCAUUUUUCCCCCCUUCUAAGGCUUUUCAGCCCACCAAGAAAGAAAGGCUCCAUAAAGGUCGCAAAACGGAACCCAUUUAGCGGCCAUUUUGCACCCAUUUUCCGCAAUUCCGACUUUCGCAGUGUAAAAAAGAGCUCAAAAUCCAACUGACUGGGAAAAUUUCUAGUGGCCCCUAUAGAGGCUCGCCAAGGGCUAUUUGGAGAGGACAGUAAAGUGGCCACUUCAGUAGUUUUUCAUCCAGCGUUUCUUCCAGUAACUCUGAUAAUUUCAAAAGAAACCGAUUGGACCAGUUAUGUUGAUCCAUUGGCCCCUAAAGGGGCCACUAAGUGGUCUAUCAGAAGCACUUAGACCUCUAAAGUGGUCAUUAAUUUUUAAUCCCUCAAGUGGCCACUAAUUUGACUACUAUAGUGGCCACUAAAACGUCAAAACCCUAUAGUGGCCGCUAAAAAUUUUCCCUGGAUGUCUCAAAAAUCAAGCCUAUUUUCCUCAUUUUACCAUAAAUUAACGACAACACACUCCCUUAUCACAUUGUUUUUCGAAUCGAACCAAAAAAAAAGAUCUUAUCAAUGGUUGAGAAAUGUUUAAAUUCACACUACGGCCCGAGUUUUCACCCCCUUUUUUUUGUCAAUAGCUUUUUUUUCAAUAGGUUUCGUCACACAACGUUUAUUUUACCCGGGUUUUUUGUUGAGUCAUUUUACAAACUUUUCAUUUUGCCGCCUUUAUAAAUAGAUAGCUGGACGGUUUCUCGGCGGGUUCUUCUUCUUUUUUGAGGAUUUUAAGGUUUUUUUUUGGUUUUUUAAAGAAGGAUAAGUCAUAAAUUCUAAUUUUUCUUAUUAAAAAAAGGGUGAUAAAUCAAUCAAUAAUCCAAUUUUUUUCUCGUUUUUUUAGAGCUAUUAAAAAAACCCAUUUUCUAAGACUUAUGGAAAAAAAUUUUUGCUUUAAUGGAAAUUUCAGAUUGAAUAGAAUUUCGAAAUAUCCUAAUUUUGUAGAUUUUUUUCGAAAAAAAAAUUCAGAAAACUGCGAAAAAUUCUAGUGGCGACUUAAGAGGUCUUUCAAGGACUACUAGAAGGACACUAAAGUGGCCACUUUUUUCCGUCUUAGUGACCACUUUAGUGAUUUUUUAGUGGUCUAGUAGUACCCCUUGGACUCCUAAAGGGCCACUGAAUUUUAGUCUCUUAAGAGGCCAUUAUUUCGACUACUAUAGUGGCCUCUGAAACAUCAAAACCCUAAAGAGGCCACUUAGUCACUUAAGAGGCCACUUUUUAACUACUAUAAUGGCCACUAAAACGGUCAAAGUCCUAAAGAGGCCCCUAAACUUUUUCUAAAAGGCUUUAUUUUCAUUCGUUUUAAAAUUCACGUCGUUUUUCUGAGUAAAAAGUACAAGAAAUCCGAAAAAUAGCUUUUCAAAAUUAUUUAAAUCAAGGAAAAGCGAGAAAAUAUUACUUUGAUACAUGUUUACACCUGAAAAAAACUUAUUUUCCUGAACUUUUGGUACAAAAAAAAAAUCAGAAAUCGCCACAAAAUUCAUGAAAUUUUCAUUCUCCCUCGGCUUUUUGUUGUUUUAUCAAUCUAUCAAAUCAAAAUUGAUCACUGAUACGAUGAUUCAUAGCUUUUCGAAAUUUUCCCAACCGUAUAUAAAGGCCAAGGGAAACCAAGAAUGUCAACAUUCGUCACAAAUUUUUUUAUUUUCCAAAUAUUCCUUCCAUUCGUUCCGUUUUCUCAACUUUCUUAUAUUUCUCUUGACUUUUUGUCUUUUUGAUAAUUUUUUCCUUUUUGGUGAAAAAAUGCGAUGAAUUUAAGCCUUCAUAAGCCCCUCAAUGCUCCUCUCAAUCUGAUAGCGAUUAUUCUUUUUGAAUCAGAAAAAUUUUUUUCUGGAAAGAUUCAAUUUUUUUCAAACUUAGAAUGAAUAAAUAUUUUUUUGAAACGGUAAAAAAACUAUCUUGAUUAAUUUUUUUGUAGACCAUUUGGAGAAUGAAUAAAUUUUAAUUUCACUUUCAAAAAAAUUUUAAUCGGAUUUUUUUCGGAACUUUAUCAAUAUUCGAGCACCAAAUUUCAUGAAUUAUCACUUAAAGGCCCUCUUUUUUAUAACACUUUCUGAGAAUCUUGCUUUCAAAGCCAUUCCAAGGCGGCACGGCUCCAAAAUUUCUUUUUAUCAUUUUUGAACAAAGAAACGUACCAAAGCCAUUCGAAGGCGUCUGCGGUCGCGUCGCGGCUCAAAUUUUAUUUUUCGAAACUUUUUCUGAUAAAAAGGAACUGCGAAUUAAACUCACCAAAGCCAUUCCAAGGCGUCUGCGGUCGCGUCGCGGCUCAAAUUUCAUUUUUCCUAGGAAGCUUUGAAGAGAUCCCUAUAGGGCCCCAUGAGACAACCCUAAAGGGACACCUCUGCUCGCCCUAUAGGGACCCCUAGAACAACUAAAUCCUAAAGAACACACUUUUUAUCGUUUCGGUUGAACGCGGACCUGCGAAUCAAACUCACCAAAGACAUUCCAAGACGUCGCGUCGCGACUCUUUUCAACCGCGACGCGACGCGCCUGUGAAUCUUAUCAAGCUAUUCCAAGGCGUGUACGGUCGCGUCGCGGCUCAUUUUUUUUUAUCGUUUUGAUAAAACUAGGACCUGCGAGUCAAACUCACCAUAACCAUUCCAAGGCGUCGCGUCGCGGCUCUUUCAAACCGCGACGCGCCUGCGAAUCUAAGGUUUCCUCAAGCCAUUCCAAGGCGUUCACGGUCGCGUCGCGGCUCAAUUUUCGCAUUUUUCUUUUGGUCAAUCUGGGAUUUCUGAAUCAUAAUUACAUGAGCAAUUCCAACCCUGCGAAUCUUAUUUCUCACCAUAUCAUUUCAAUCAAUACUAUAAUGUUUUUCCAUCAAAAGAAAAUGAAGGAAAAACACAGAAAAGCAAAAAAAGACUGAAGAGAGCAAAUAUUGUCCGUUUUCUGCCGUUCCCUUCCCCAGGCCGUCGUGUUUUAUUUGCAUUUCCCUUCCGUGGCUUUUCUCCCUUUCAUUUUUUAGUUUUUUCGCGAUUUACACGUGUACUUUUUCAGUUCAAAAGUCGUAUUUAGCAUCAAAAUUUUCCAGGUUCUCAGAAAAAAAUGGCGUUGACCUGCUCGGACAUCCCCAAGUUCAUCUGCGCCCUCCUGUUGCCGGUCAGUUUUUUUCGGGACUGUGGAAAACUCCAGGGGCCACUUAAGAGGUUCCGCAAGGAAUAAUUGAGGACACUAAAGUGGUCCCUAUAGUAGUUUUCAAUGGUCUGGGAGUACCACAUAGACUCCUAAAAGGCAGCCACUAGGUACUAUACUACUAAAGUGGCCACUUGAACGUCAAACCCCUUGAGUGGCCACUAAAAUCAUCUCUAUAGAAGCCACUAAUUUGGGUCUUAGUGACCACUAUAGUAUUUUUUAGUGGUCUGGUAGUACCAAUCAGACUUCUAAAAAUAUCACUUAAGUGACCACUUAUUCGACUACUAUAAUGACCACUUGAAGGUCGAAGCCCUUAAGUGACCACUAUGAACGCAUUCCUUAGAUCUGCAGGGUGGAAUGGCUUUUAUAGAGAAUUUGAAAAAAUGUCAAAAAAGCAGUGAAAUUGAAAAAUUUCUAUUAAAAUGAACACAGAAAACCGAUUUUUUUUUUCAAAUUUCGAAACGAUUUUUUAAAGAAUUUCAACCUGUUGUUAGUAUAUUUCAGUGCCAAUCCCUUUAUUUUCGAAGAAAAAAAUAAAAUUUGUUCGACUAUAGUGAACUAAUAGCUUUAUGACUAGACCAGGACAUAAGCAAACAUUAUUUUCAGACUUUCUAGUUCCUAGUAGGAUCAUAUUUCUUAGGUAACUAUAGAUUUUGAGGCUCAUUAGGGCCUUUUUUUGAGAUCUGUGACGAAAUUGUGCAAUUCGAUGCGACAAGUGUUCUUUUUUAAUUCGUUUCAAAAAGUUGUGGUCGCGUUUGGAAUGGCUCAAAGCGUUCCAGCCUUCAUAUUCAGUCUCAGAUUUUUGAUGAGGCCGCGCGAAAACAGUUUCAGGUCGGCCGCACCAUGGAAUCACAUUUUGGUCGCGUUUGAAAUGGCUUGAAGCGUUCCAGCCUUCCAAAUUCAGUAUCAGAUGUUUGAUAAGGCUUCGCGGAAACCGUUUCAAGUCGGCCGCGCCAUGGAAUCAAUUUUUGGUCGCUUUUAGAAUGGCUCGAAAAGCUCUAGCCCUCCAAAUUCAGUGUCAGAUAAUUGAUGAGGCCGGGCGAAAACCGUUUCUGAUCUGUCACGCAAUAGAAUCAUUUUUGGUCGCAAAACGCUCCGGCCUCCAAAACCAGUCUUAGAUUUUUGAUAAGGCUGCGCGAAAAUCGGUUUUCGUCUGCCGCGCCUUGGAAUCAAUUUUUGGUCGCAUUUGGAAUGGCUCGAAAAGCUCCAGUCCUCUAAAUUCACUCUGAGAUUUUUGAUAAGGCCAGGCGAAUACCGGUUUUGGUCCGUCGCACGAUGGAAUCAUUUUUGGUCGCAUUCGGAAUGGCUCAAGAAGCCUCAGCGUUCCAAAAUCAUUCACAGGCCGCAGCGCGACCGCGACGCUCUGAGCCAUUCUAACUAGAUUACAUCCUUUUGAAGCGAAUAUCCUUUUGUUAAAAACUUCCAUUUUUUCAGCCGAUCGGCGUCUGGAUGGAAAAAGGGUGCGGCGCUCAGUUGGUCAUCAACAUCCUGUUGACGCUUCUCGGCUACAUUCCCGGCAUCAUCCACGCCUGUAUCGUCAUCCUUUGGUACUAG